AUGAUUUAUUUAGGCACCGACGAUGUCAAAUCAGCUGCUAAUGGUGCUGCUGUAUCAACUAGAACGAAAGAUCAGACAACAACAAAUGUUGAUACCAAUAUCGAUAAUCUCACGAAGAGAAAAGAUGAUAUAGGUAGAUCUAUAAUUGAUAGUGGUAAUACCGUGAAUGACUCAACUGAACGACGAGCUAGUUUUCAUUUGGGUGGAAAUGAUGAUGAUCUUUCAAAUGAAUCAGUACCAAGAACUUCGCCAGCAACAAAACAAACUGGCGAUGAUGAAUCAUUGAAACGAGAUUCAAAUUUCUCAAGAUUAACUAAUGCUAGUUCAUUAAGAAAAGAAAACUUGUUAUCAUUAGCUGCCAAAGCUGCUAGUACAACAACAUCAUCAUCAACAGUCAAACCUGAUGAUAAAGUAGCACAAGAUCGUUUUAUGCAAUAUCAAAAACAAGCUAAAAUAAAAGCUGAACAAGAAAAAUUGUACAAAGAACAAGAAGCGAAAAAACGUGAAGAUGAAGCGAAACAAGCACGUUUAUUAUCUCGAAAAGAAACGAAUGGUACUCAUACUAAUGACACAACAUUUCGUAAUUCAACAAAACAAACUCCAACAGCAACAUUAUCUGAUACAUCUCCAUCACCUCCAUCUAUGAUUCAAAAUUCAAUAUCAACAUCAUUAAAUUCCCAACAAGAAAUGACUAUUGAUGAUGACCAACGACAAAAAUGUGAGAUUGCAAAACGACGUGAAGAAGAUCGUAAACGUCGAGAAUGUCAAGCACUCAAUCAAAAAUUACCAUUUAAUCGUCAUACUGAUGUUGAUUUUUCAUUUAUGAACUGA
This is a messenger RNA of Rotaria sp. Silwood2, 831 nucleotides long. Lineage: Eukaryota; Metazoa; Rotifera; Eurotatoria; Philodinida; Philodinidae. The record is from the annotation of a GenBank genome assembly.